This is a messenger RNA of Gymnodraco acuticeps, 1700 nucleotides long. RefSeq names its product solute carrier family 25 member 20 (gene slc25a20). Gene Ontology annotation, cellular component: mitochondrial envelope. Bases 128 to 1036 code for a protein of 302 amino acids. Gene Ontology annotation, molecular function: O-acyl-L-carnitine transmembrane transporter activity. Gene Ontology annotation, biological process: carnitine transmembrane transport; mitochondrial transport. NCBI's taxonomy places the organism in Eukaryota, Metazoa, Chordata, Actinopteri, Perciformes, Bathydraconidae. The record is from RefSeq and is a predicted model, not a curated record. The transcript has 10 exons.
GGACGUACCAGAGUGCAGCGGUGUCGCACUCAGAGCGGUCCGGGUGAGAAAGUGGGUGAAAGGUCCAGAGGCAGGAGUGACAGCAGCUCAACAACACACCUCACCGAGACACAAACACACAUUCAAAAUGUCCAAACAGAAGCAGCAGGCGAUCAGCCCUCUGAAGAACUUCUUCGCUGGAGGCUUUGGAGGAGUUUGCCUUGUCGCAGCCGGACACCCUCUGGACACCAUUAAGGUGCGUUUACAGACACAAGCCAAACCCAAACCUGGAGAGAAGCUCAUCUAUGCUGGAACCAUCGACUGCUUUAAAAAGACCUUAGCCAAAGAGGGUUUCAAAGGACUCUAUAAAGGCAUGGCAGCCCCGAUCAUCGGGGUCACACCCAUGUUUGCUGUCUGUUUCUUUGGAUUUGGAAUGGGCAAGAAAUUCCAACAGAAAACCCCCGAUGAUAUCCUUACGUAUCCUCAGCUGUUUGCCGCAGGGAUGUUGUCUGGUGUGUUCACCACGGCCAUCAUGGCUCCUGGAGAGCGAAUCAAAUGCCUCCUACAGAUCCAGGCAGCGACAGGAGAGGUGAAGUAUUCGGGACCCAUGGACUGUGUGAAACAGCUCUACAAACAGUCUGGGAUCAGAGGGAUCUACAGAGGCACCGCUCUGACUCUCAUGAGAGAUGUUCCAGCCAGUGGGAUGUACUUCACGUCCUACGAGUGGUUGAAGAACGUCCUCACACCGGAGGGAAAAAGCCACAAUGAGCUCAGCAUUCCCAGUGUGCUGUUCGCCGGGGGCAUGGCCGGCAUCUUCAACUGGGCCGUCGCCAUCCCAGCUGACGUUCUGAAGUCACGUUACCAAACAGCUCCUGAUGGAAAAUAUCCCAAUGGUUUCCGGGACGUUCUGCGGGAGCUGAUCAGAGAGGAGGGCGUGGGCUCUCUGUAUAAAGGCUUCAACGCAGUCAUGCUUAGAGCUUUCCCUGCAAACGCUGCUUGUUUCUUAGGGUUUGAGAUGGCGAUGAAGUUCUUUAACUGGUUAGCACCGGAUCUGUGAUGAAGACUCGGCAUCGCCUUCGUUUGUGAAACCGAAGAAACACAACGUAGUUAUUAGCAGCACACACACACAUACACACACACAUACACACACACACACACACACACACACACACACACACACACACACACACACACACACACACACACACUCAAUGAAUCACAGAGAGAUUUUUCCAAUUUCCUAUAAUGUGCUUUUUAUCUUUGAAACCUCAAGCUAUGCAGGGCACUUGGAUCAUUCAGACCUGCGGUGGAUUCAGAGCAGAGAUGUUGGCUCGGUACCAAUAUACACACACACACAAACACACACACACACACAGACAGCCGAUUGUUCUCACUCCUUUUUGCUUUACUUGUUUUCUUUAAAUGGUGUUAUUUUUUAUAUCAGAAAAGGAGUGAAGUGAACAUGUCGUGCCUUACCUUUCCGUUAUCUGCGAGCAGGUGUGAAUAUCAGGGAAAAGGUGCUCUGCGUUGUUCUGUGUGUGUUCAGUCUCUCAGCAAUACAACACUUCCUGUGAGCUCCGCCUCCACUCAGCGACACCGAUGCUAGAUACACUUUCUGUUUGUUUUAAUGUGAAAUAUCAGAGUAAUCAUACUGAGAUUUAUUGAACAGUUUAUGAAUGUCAUCAUGUAAAAAUAUUAAAGCAGAAUCCAUAUUUAGAAAA